This is a messenger RNA of Sphaerodactylus townsendi, 7903 nucleotides long. RefSeq names its product protein unc-13 homolog B-like. The record is from RefSeq and is a predicted model, not a curated record. Gene Ontology annotation, molecular function: calcium ion binding; syntaxin-1 binding; diacylglycerol binding. The transcript is spliced from 32 exons. NCBI's taxonomy places the organism in Eukaryota, Metazoa, Chordata, Lepidosauria, Squamata, Sphaerodactylidae. Gene Ontology annotation, biological process: synaptic vesicle priming; dense core granule priming; neuromuscular junction development. Gene Ontology annotation, cellular component: neuromuscular junction; plasma membrane; terminal bouton.
CCCCGCUGCGCGAUGGAUGUGUCAGCAGCAGCGGAGCCGGCUCUGCCGCCGCCUGCGUCCCUCGCUUCUCCUCCCGCCAGUGGGCUGCCUUUUUUUGUCUGACUGGCUCCGUCCGCUAUUUUUUCUGAGGGGGGGGGAUGUCCCUGAAUGGGUAGAAACCUGAAAGAAUUAUUCCCUGCUUUGGAGGUCUGGGAUCAGCGGGGGAGAGGGAGGCAGGGGGCUCCCAGCGGCAGUGGUCCAGCGAGAAGGAAGAGGGGCGCUAGCAGGGUCCCCAUGGGGGCUUCUUUGGCUUCCCGGGCAGUCUGCCGAAGAGGCGGGUGAAGAUGAGCUGCUGCCUGCCCUGCAGAAGGACCACGGAUGCCCCAAGGAGACCCGGCGGAGCCGCUCUUCCCUCCUCCUCCUCCUCCUGGCUCAGCUUCCUCCCUUCCUCCGUGGAUUUCUGGGCAUCUCAGCGUUUCCAGCAGCAUCCUCAACUUUAUGCCUGCUGCCGAGGGAGGACUUUGGGGCUGAGGGCUGCCCCUGCCUUUCCCUGGGGGGCCGCUGGAAGGCUGCCUUGGGGGGUGGGGUCAGAUCUUUGUUUCCAGCUCCUCUUUGAUUUCCCCAAGUUCCCCUUUAGUUUGAAUUGGUGUUUUCGUGCGUUUUUCCCCUGAAAGCUGCAAGAGUACCAGCCCUUCACCUGGCAGCAGCCGGCUUCCCUGGGAGUCCAGCCCUGGAUGCAGGGGCCUGCGCAGGCCAAGCAGGGGGGAGCGCACGUCUCGCUGCUGGGGGGCAUGAUGCGAGAGCGUCGGGGGGCCGCCGAUUAUGUACGCUCUCGGAAGGGUCCAGCGUCCAGGCGAUGAAGCUGCCGCUCUGCUGGAGAACUCCUCCCUUGGGAAACUUGUCGCCGCCGGGCAGCUGCUCCGGAGGCCCGGGGGCCCAGGGCUGCGGGAGGAGAAGAUGAAGAGGCUCCUCCAAGGCCCCGCCAGUGAGCUCUCCGUCACCCAAGGCCACCGGCAGAGGCUGUUUCCUGCAGAAGCAGAAGCAGAGGUGUUUCUCUGCGGGAUCCAGGGGAAAGCCGCCGCCGCCCACACCCCCUUCUCUGUUGGUCGGGAGAGCAGCGCCGGGCUCAGGCCGGCAAGCGACAGGGAGAUGAAUUCUGUGGAGCUGGGCUGGGAGGGGCUUGUCCCUGGGUCCGGUGAGCCGGGUCAGAAGAACCCAGGUGGACAUGGGAGGGGAUCUGCUCCAGACGGGCAAAACGCCACUGCUCUGAGCCUCCACCCAGGCUGGAGGGGGGCUGCUGAUGAGGGAGGGGGGCUCAGCACCCCCAGCAAGCACCCAGCGCGCACCUCCUGCCCCCCCGGGUCCAGAGACCGCUCUUCCGACGUGAUCGGCUAUAUCGUGGAAGAGCUGCAAGGGAUCAGCCGCAUCCAGACGGAGAUUGCCGAGCUCCAGCAGCACCUGGCCCUGAUCCGGGGCUCCGUGGACGAGGUCUCCAGCUGUGUCGACACGGUGCUGAGUGAGAUCGAAGGCCUGCAGGGCCCCCGCGGCCUCCCCGGCAAAGCCUCGCGGGGGCGAAGGACCAAAGCGCCCGCCAAAGAGCCCGUCCUGUAUUUUUACGGCAUCCCCGAGCAGGGGGGCGAGGACACGCGGGAGCUGGUCUGCGGCCUCCUGUCCAAGUACCACUGCCUCAACGGCCAGCUCUGGUCCGGCUGACCUCACGUCAGGAGGAAGGCCUCCCAAGAGCCUGACCAGCCCUGGCCAGCCAGCCAGCUCAGCCCAAGGCCUCCUGCAGUAGAGUGGAGGCUCAAGAGUGCUGAACAGAGAGACUUCAUUCUCCGGAAAUCGAUCCUUCUGCAAAGCGCUGGCAUCACCGUGGCCGCGAGUGGCGACCAGCCCACCCUGAAAUGCCCCGAGGGGGUGGGAGCCCAGUUGGACCCUUCGUCUUCUUCUCACCAGAAGCAACACAACAGGGGCGAGCUGAGCCUCGGGGGGGACGUGAUCAGGACGGAGGGAGAUGGUCAGUUCCAAGCGGACUCUUGCCCGGUUCCGGAGGGCCGAGCGGUCCAGGGCACGGGGGUCAGUCCUCCUUGCCUCACCCCGCCCUCCCUAGCCAAGAGCAGCAACUUGAUUGCAGAACUUGAAGAAACCGUGGGGAGGAUUGUGCAGAUCAUCAGCGGCAGCGAGCAGACUCUGAGGCCGAGCAGCUCUCCCCCUGCCUGUGCCCCUGAUGCCUUCCCCGGGCCGGAAGGCAGCACUGAGCCGGAAGACCCAGACAGGGGGAGCCCUUGGCCCUCUCCAGAGGAGCGCUUGGCCCUUGCAGGCCGGGCGAGUGGCCCUGGCGCAGAGGCCGAGGCCGCCUCCAAGGAGAGCCCCUCCCCUCUGGAAGGAGACCCGGCCGGGGGACAGACUCCAGGGGGGAGCGAGACAGACUGUGACGUCACCACCCUGGAGCUCCUCAGCCCCGAGCCGGUCAGCUUCGCGGAGGAGGCCCCGGUGGCUGAGGCGUUCUCCAGCGACGACGGGGCUGUGCAUAAGCUGGUUGGGAGCGGCGAGGCUCUCAAAGACAUGGUCCAGAUCGACCUGAAUGAGCAGGACCCGGCCAAUCAGAUCUUCCGGGACGUCUUGGAAAACUCCCAGUACUUCCUGGAACAUUCUCGGGACAGCGCUGACCUCGUAGACAUGAGGUUCUACACCAACAAACUGGGGAAAGCGCUGAACCACUUCCGGUCGGCCUUGCAGGUGGUCUUCCACAAGCUGGAGACGGGGGACCCCGACGCCCUCCUGGAAGGGGACAAGAGCUGCCAUGGGGGCCCGGAGCCGGCCCCCACCCUCUGGAGCGCCAGCGUACACAGCGGCCUGGAGAAUGUUCUGGAAAGUCCCCCCAGUCAGUCUUCCGAGAGCCAGGUGAUGGUUGCCGUGGGCAGCGAGAGCCCAGGCUCUGUGCAGGGGGCUCUCCCUGUGGUGCCCCUGCCCCUCGAAGAGGCUCCCGAUUCUGGUCUCGGGGACGUUCUAGAUUCCGAGAGCUCUGCUGGGCAGCCCCUGUCCCUUGACGAAGGCCAACAAGUCCCCAGUUCCAACCCCGAGCAGACCAACGGAGGCCGGCCCAUGAGCCUGGAGAAGGUGUGUGCCGAGACCAUCUACCUGAACAAGUGCAUCAACAACUUCAAAAACGUCCUGCGGGAAAAGCGACAAAUGCGUCGGAAGCUCCUGAAGGAGGUGGCCCAGGAGGCCAGCUGGACGUCUUCCGCGGAGGAGCUGCACUCAGAAGGAAGUAGAGGAGAACUGCAGGCUCAGGAUGACGACAGCCUCUCCAAGUCACCGUGGCUCAAAGCGGGGCCAGCUGGCGGCCUCUACGGCAUCGACAGUAUGCCUGACCUCCGCAAGAAGAAGCCCCUCCCGCUGGUCAGCGACUUGUCGCUGGUCCAGUCCCGGAAGGCCGGGAUCACCUCGGCCAUGGCCACCAGAACGUCUCUCAAGGACGAGGACCUGAAAUCUCACGUCUACAAGAAGACGCUGCAAGCCUUAAUCUACCCCAUCUCCUGCACCACCCCCCACAGCUUCGAGGUGUGGACAGCCACCACCCCCACCUACUGCUACGAGUGCGAGGGGCUCCUGUGGGGCAUCGCGCGGCAAGGGAUGCGGUGCAGCGAGUGUGGGGUGAAGUGCCACGAGAAGUGCCAAGACCUCCUCAACGCCGACUGCUUGCAGAGAGCAGCGGAGAAGUGCUCGAAGCAGGGGGCUGAGGAUCGCACUCAGAACAUCAUCAUGGCCAUGAAAGACCGCAUGAAGAUCCGGGAGAGAAACAAGCCCGAGAUCUUUGACCUGAUCCGAGACGUCUUUAGCGAGAGCAAGUUGGCCCACGCGCAGCAGAUGAAGACAGUGAAGCAGAGCGUGCUGGACGGCACCUCCAAGUGGUCGGCCAAAAUCACCAUCACAGUGGUCUGUGCUCAGGGCCUGCAAGCAAAGGACAAGACGGGUUCCAGCGACCCCUACGUCACCGUCCAAGUGGGCAAAACCAAGAAGCGGACAAAAACUAUUUUCGGCAACCUGAACCCCAUUUGGGAGGAGAAGUUCCACUUCGAGUGCCACAACUCUUCCGACCGGAUUAAGGUGCGGGUCUGGGAUGAGGACGACGACAUCAAGUCCCGCGUCAAGCAGAGGCUGAAGCGCGAGUCGGACGAUUUCCUGGGGCAAACCAUCAUCGAGGUGCGCACUUUGAGCGGGGAAAUGGACGUCUGGUACAACCUCGAGAAAAGAACGGACAAAUCUGCCGUCUCCGGCGCCAUCCGCUUGCAGAUCAGUGUGGAGAUCAAAGGUGAAGAGAAGGUGGCCCCCUACCACGUCCAGUACACCUGCCUUCACGAGAACCUCUUCCACCACCUGACGGACAUCCAGGAGAACGGGGUGGUGAAGAUCCCCGAAGCCAAAGGAGAUGAUGCCUGGAAGGUUUAUUUCGAUGAGACGGGCCAGGAGAUCGUGGACGAGUUUGCCAUCCGCUAUGGGAUCGAGUCGAUCUAUCAGGCCAUGACACACUUUGCCUGCCUCUCCUCCAAGUACAUGUGUCCAGGUGUGCCGGCCGUGAUGAGCACCUUGCUGGCCAACAUCAACGCUUACUACGCCCACACAACGGCCUCCACCAACGUGUCUGCCUCGGAUCGCUUUGCUGCCUCGAACUUUGGGAAAGAGCGGUUUGUGAAACUUCUGGAUCAGUUGCACAAUUCUCUCCGAAUCGACCUGUCCAUGUACAGGAACAAUUUCCCCGCCAGCAGCCGGGAACGUUUGCAGGACUUGAAAUCAACCGUGGACCUGCUAACAAGCAUCACAUUUUUCAGAAUGAAGGUGCAGGAACUGCAGAGCCCGCCUCGUGCCAGCCAGGUGGUGAAGGACUGUGUCAAAGCCUGCCUGAACUCCACCUACGAGUACAUCUUCAACAACUGCCACGAGCUGUACAGUCGCGAGUACCAGGCAGACCCCAACAAAGCCCCGGACGUGCCGCCCGAGGAGCAAGGGCCCUGCAUCAAGAACCUGGACUUCUGGCCCAAGCUCAUCACCCUGAUCGUCUCCAUCAUCGAGGAGGACAAGAACUCCUACGCCCCGGUCCUGAACCAGUUUCCUCAGGAGCUCGCAGUGGGGAAGAUCAGCGCUGAAGUCAUGUGGAAUCUGUUUGCUCAGGAUAUGAAAUACGCCAUGGAAGAGCACGAGAAGCACCGGUUGUGCAAGAGCGCCGAUUACAUGAACCUGCACUUCAAAGUGAAGUGGCUGUACAACGAAUACGUCUGCGACCUGCCGCCCUUUGAGGGGAAGGUGCCCGAGUACCCGGCGUGGUUUGAGCAGUUUGUCAUGCAGUGGCUGGAAGAGAACGAAGACGUGUCUCUGGAGUUCUUGCACGGAGCCCUGGAGAGAGACAAGAAAGACGGGUUCCAGCAGACGUCGGAGCACGCCCUCUUCUCCUGCUCGGUGGUGGACGUCUUCACCCAGCUCAACCAGAGCUUCGAGAUCCUCAAGAAGCUGGACUGCCCCGACCCGGCCAUCAUGGCCCACUACAUGCGGCGCUUCGCCAAGACCAUCGGGAAGGUGCUGAUGCAGUACGCGGACAUUGUCUCCAAGAGCUUCCAGUCCUACUGCUUCAAGGAGAAGCUGCCCUGCAUCCUGAUGAACAACGUCCAGCAACUGAGGGUGCAGCUGGAGAAGAUGUUCGAGUCCAUGGGUGGCAAAGAGCUGGAUCCAGAAGCCAGCGAUGCCCUGAAGGAGCUGCAGGUGAAACUGAACAACGUCCUGGAUGAGCUGAGCAUCAUCUUUGGCAACAGUUUCCAGAGCCGGAUUGAGGAGUGUGUGAAGCAGAUGUCCGACAUCCUGUGCCAAGUGAAGGGGGCCGGAAACGCCCCUCCUAACGUCGUGGCCCAAGAUGCAGACAACUUCCUGCGGCCCUUGAUGGACUUCCUGGAUGGGAACCUGACCCUGUUUGCUGACGUGUGUGAGAAGACGGUGCUGAAGCGGGUGCUGAAGGACCUCUGGAGGGUGGUGAUGAACACCCUGGAGAAGAUGAUCGUCCUGCCGCCGCUGGCCAGCCACACGGGGACCCAACUGAUUUUCAGCGCUGCUAAGGAUUUGGGACAUUUGUCGAAGCUGAAGGAUCACAUGGUCAGGGAGGAAACCCGGAGCCUCACCCCCAAGCAGUGCGCCGUGCUGGAGCUGGCCCUCGACACCAUCAAGCAAUAUUUCCACGCGGGAGGGAACGGCCUGAAGAAGACCUUCUUGGAGAAGAGUCCGGACCUGCAGUCCCUGCGCUACGCCCUCUCCCUCUACACCCAGACCACAGACACCCUCAUCAAGACUUUUGUCCAGACGCAGACUGCGCAAGGCUCCGGCAUGGACGACCCCGUGGGCGAAGUAUCUAUCCAGAUAGACCUGUACACACACCCGGGCACCGGAGAGCACAAGGUCACCGUCAAAGUUGUGGCAGCCAAUGACUUGAAGUGGCAGACCACCGGCAUGUUCCGCCCCUUUGUGGAGGUCACCAUGGUCGGACCACAUCAAAGCGACAAGAAGCGGAAAUUCACCACCAAGUCCAAGAGUAACAGCUGGUCUCCAAAGUACAACGAAACGUUCCACUUCUUGCUCGGGAACGAGGACGGGCCGGACGCCUACGAGCUGCAGAUCUGCGUGAAGGACUACUGCUUUGCGCGGGAGGACCGCGUGCUGGGCAUCUCUGUGAUGCAGCUGAGGGACGUGGCGGAUAAAGGGAGCUGCGCGUGCUGGUUCCCGCUGGGGCCCCGGGUGCACAUGGACGACACGGGGCUCACCAUUCUGCGGAUUCUCUCGCAGAGGACCAACGACGAGGUGGCCAAGGAGUUCGUCAAGCUGAAGUCUGAGUCCCGCUCGGCGGAGGAAGGGAGCUGAGCCCCCGGGGGCCCCACUCCACACACACCUGGUGCCAAGAAACACAGCCUUUGACCUGCUGACCUCCCAGGUGGACCUCGUCUCCCUGCACUCUGCAGAAGAUACCUGAGUGAUGCAGAGGUGGGGGUGAAGGAGGGGCUGCCCCUUGGCAUUCCCAGAUGGUUGAACUGCCAUGUUAAGCAAGAACAUUUCUUCUCCGGAGGGCAGAGAUGAGGGGGCUUACAAUGGGGGGGGGGGGGUUGGAGGAAGUUUUAACCCUCCAUGUUCCAGACUGGCCUAGAUUCUGGCAAACUCCAGAGAAUGUGAGUGGGGUAGAGUUAGCCUGGGCAGUGGUCAGGUGGCUGAGGUGGACUCACGUGGCAGCUGCAUCUUGCCUGUUGUGUAGCUGUUGCCCGGCUCUGCACACAGGACCUCUGGAAAGGGCUCCUAACUGCCCACUUAGAUCAGAAGUGACCGACAGCCCUUCCGUCCAGCUGGGAAAGGGACUCCGUGCUGACCAAAAAUCUCCGCCCCUCCCCUCCCCCGAUUGUUCUCUGUCUGUUGGGGCUGCCUUAUUUCCCACCCAGUGCUGUUCUUGUCCUGGAGAGCCCCCCCUCCGCCCCCCUCCCCCAGCCAGGGGCUGCUAUUAAGCACUGCAGGGAGCAGUCCACACGGGAUGGCGCUCUCCCGGGGAGCCAUUUUGCACUCUGCUCCAGGCAUGUCUCAGUCUGGUCCAGUAGCUCUUUCAAUAAGCACCAGAGUUCUCUGCACAUGGGGGGAGGGGUCUGUAAAUAUUGGGGGGGGGGGCUUGUUUUUCUAUUUUUGUCUUGGCCCUGGAACACACCGCCGUAUGAUAGGAACCUUCUGUCUCUCAAACACACGUCCGGAUGCUGCUGGGCUCGGCUCUCGUCUCUGGGUGGAGCAGAAGGGGGCUCUCAGAGGAAGCACCACCAACUCCUUGUUGUGAUUUCUCAUCCCUGUUUUUAUGUGCCAGUGUUGCAGGAAGCGGCUGACGUAGCCUGGAAUAAAUUAUCUUGGAGUAGCA